UACGACUUAAUUUUAAUCUAUUUUAUAUUUUGUAUUUUAAUAGAUUUCCUAUACAUAUUUUUUAAAAAUGAUUUUCUUUUCUAUUAUAACGUGUCUAUUUUUUAAUUAUUCAACAGUAAGUACAUCUGUAAAAGAACGCCAUUGCAAUUUUUCGAGAUACAUAUUGAAUUAUUUCAUACACUGUGAACGAUAUUUGUUACGCCUCAAUAAAACUGUAGAAAAUAUCUCUGAAGAAGACUUAAAAAAAUAUGGAGAAGCAAUUCAGUCUCACAGUAAUAUCAUACUAUUGAUGCUUGCAGAAUUACAUUGUUUGGAAUGUGAUUAUUUACCUAGAGAUUUGAUGGCAGUAAACUUGUAUUUAAAUAAUGUAUCAGGAUCAGUCAAUAUAAUUAGUAAAAACAUAUCUAAUAAUAAUACAAAAGAAAAUAAGAUAGUGCUAUUACUGGAAGGGUAUCAGAGGAUUCAUGAAAAUAUUUCCCAACAGUUAUUAAAAUAUAUUAAUUAUCAAUGUACUGAUGAGGUGGAGUUACUAUUUGUGAACUAUCCAAAAAUUAUAGAUGAACAUUGCAAUCUAAAUAUUGAGCAAUUAGUUUUGGUAACAAAGGAUCUCAAAAAUAAAAUUAUGAAAGAAAUAAAUAUUAACUUAUGUACACGUAACUCAAAAAAAUUAUAUAAUCCAAAAAAUGUGAUACUUUAUGAUCUGUUCUCCCAUCAACCGAUUGUAAAUGAAAAGAAUUUUAUGAAUGGUUCUCAAAAGAGACAAAUUAAAGCAAACAUAACAGACGAUUACUUAGAUCUUCUUCGCUAUACUCCCUUACAUUUAAAAUGCGCUGAUGGUAGUAAUUUAACUUUAUUAGAUGCAUUUCGAUUUAUAAAAUUCCAUUUUUACCAUCAUCAUGUACAAUCAUUUCAAAAACUAGUUAGAUACUCUAUAAUCUAUCCUAAUUGCGCAUUAUUAGUCCAAUAUCUUAACUUUAUUACAAGUCUUAAAACAUCUACUAUAAAUUCAAUCUUUUACUAUGAAAACAUUCGUCCAUGUAUUACAUUAUUAUCCUACACGGUAAUAGAAUGUCUAAACAAAUUAAAAGAUCUAAAUAUUUUAAACGAGGCUUCUGAUCAUAUAGUUACUGACAGUACAACAAAAGUAAAAGAACUUUUGCAUAAUUUUAAUAAUUGGCCAAUUAGAGAUAAUAAUAUAAUAAGUAAUAUUUUUAAAUCAUUAAAAAAUGUGUUGUUUGACAAAGGCAUAAAGUAUGAAAUGGAAUUCACUAUCAUUACUACACAAGAUAAUUUCGAUGAUAACUACAAUAACAUUCUUAAAUUCAGUAUGCAAGUCAAAAAAUACAUUAAGCAACUAGCAAAAUAUAAAUAUUUGCUUAAUUCACAAUUUAGUUUGCAUAAAAAAAUGAAAAGAGGCAAUUCACGACAAAGAAAUUUUUUAACUAAUGAAGUUAUUGAAAAUUUAUGCAAAGAUGAUUUAUACAAAACUUUAAAUAGAACACAUGAUUUGGACGAAAAUGAAGACGAUUGGGUAAAUGAUGAUAAGUUUGCAGAACUUGGUUUUGUCAAAAUCGAGACAUCUUUAUCUAGUUUUUACAACGAUGCAAGUAUUGAUGGCGAGGCGAUCAAAUUGUAUAAUGAAACAUUAGAUGCGUCAACAUAUGUCUCAUGUUACAUGGUUGAUUAUUUAAUGUAUACGAUAGUUCCUACCAGUUCAAAUAAUAGAUAAACAUAAAAUAAGUUGAAAAUUUAAUAUUCAUUAAAAUUCAUAUAAUGUGUAAUAUUAAACUCAAAACAUAAUUAUAAUUCAGUGUUGUUAAGUCCGUGAUCC
Daktulosphaira vitifoliae (grape phylloxera) is the source of this 1831-nucleotide messenger RNA. RefSeq lists its product as uncharacterized. The record is from RefSeq and is a predicted model, not a curated record. Bases 68 to 1729 code for a protein of 553 amino acids. The transcript has 2 exons. Lineage: Eukaryota; Metazoa; Arthropoda; Insecta; Hemiptera; Phylloxeridae.